Striga asiatica is the source of this 1234-nucleotide messenger RNA. Lineage: Eukaryota; Viridiplantae; Streptophyta; Magnoliopsida; Lamiales; Orobanchaceae. The record is from the annotation of a GenBank genome assembly.
AAAAAAAAAAAAACGAGAGAGAGAAUAAAAACCAUAAACAAAAAAGAGAGAAUUAUGAACUUUUAUAUCUAAUAAAAAAUUAAAAAUUUUUCAGAUCUAAAUAAUAGUAUAAACUACUAUCCAAGCCGAGUUCAAGCUUAUCGAGCUAAGUUGAUCGACUCGUUAAUCAAACGAGCUAAUUGAAGCUUUAGCUCAGGUCAGUCGAGUUUAGAUCUCGUUCCACUAUUCCCCCUCCGACGCACCACCGCUUACCGCCGCCGGCGCCGCCCCGUAAAUGGCGGACGUCAAGAGCAGAAUACUGAUCAUCGGAGUUACAGGUAACCUCGGAUUCGAGCUCGCGAAAGCCAGCCUAGACGCAUCGCAUCGGACCUUCGGGCUCGUACGGGUCCCCGCAUUUUCCGACCCGAAUAAGCUCCAGAAACUCCAAAUCCUCUCUAGUGCCGGCCUGGAGAUUAUCAAAGGUUCGUUGCAAGAUGAGGAGAUUUUAAUGGAAGCCCUUGGAAAAGUUGAUGUUGUGAUUUGUUCCGUGGCGGCGAAGCAAGUCCUUGAUCAGAAGCCUCUGAUUGCGGCCAUCAAACGUGCUGGUUGCAUUAAGAGGUUUUUCCCAUCGGAAUUCGGAAUGGAUCCCGACAAAACCCGGGUUUCGCAUUUGGACAACAACUUCUACUCGAAAAAAGCCGAGAUCAGGCGACUCGUUGAAGCCCAAGGCAUUCCUUACACUUACGUUUGCUGCAAUUUCUACACAAGCUACUUUCUUCCUUCUCUCGUGCAGCCGGGCCUUCAAAGCCCUCCGACGGAUAAAGUCACUAUAUUUGGAGAUGGGAAUGUUAAAGGUGUAUUUGUGAAGGAAAGUGAUGUUGCUGCCUUCACGAUUAGCACUGUUGACGAUUUACGCACGUUGAAUAAGGUGAUGUACUUGAGGCCACCUGGCAACACUCUUUCCAUGAAUGAGCUGGUUACUAUUUGGGAGGAAAAAAUCGGGAGCCGUUUGGAGAGGAGUUACAUCUCGGAGGAAAUGCUUCUAAAGAAAAUUCAUGAAACUCCAUACCCAGACAAUAUGCAGAUGGUUUUCAUAUACUCAGCAUUUGUAAAGGGAGACCAAACGUACUUUGACAUAAACUCAUCUGGCGGAGUAGAAGGAACAAAGCUGUAUCCACAUAUCAAAUACACCACUAUAAGUGAAUACUUAGGCUGGAAUUGGGAUGUAUUGAAGUUUUUAUUGCAUUUGCCAUGA